Acipenser ruthenus (sterlet) is the source of this 2058-nucleotide messenger RNA. Its product is annotated as acyl-protein thioesterase 1-like. The record is from RefSeq and is a predicted model, not a curated record. The transcript is spliced from 11 exons. Gene Ontology annotation, cellular component: cytoplasm. Gene Ontology annotation, molecular function: carboxylic ester hydrolase activity; palmitoyl-(protein) hydrolase activity. Gene Ontology annotation, biological process: protein depalmitoylation. The coding region runs from base 696 to 1442 and encodes 248 amino acids. Lineage: Eukaryota; Metazoa; Chordata; Actinopteri; Acipenseriformes; Acipenseridae.
GGGCAGAGAAUCGACCCACGUGGUAUACAUGGACAACUGCUUUACGGUCAUCCCACUCAACGAUGAGGAUUACGACACCAUCUGGCUUUAUUGUUACUGUAGAGAUAGAUCGUUUUUAUUUAUGAAUUAUAUUUGCAAUCUUCAUCGAAGCUAGUGUGUCUAAAAUUUGGUACUGACAAGUUGUGAAACAGAUAGCAAAUUAUCCAGUAGGAAUUAGAAACCGCGGAAUUCUGUACUGGCUGUGAUCAAACGUAUUACUUAGGCGUUUUCCUUUACAAAGAAAAGGGUUUUGUUUGACAACGAUCUGAACCAGCAAUGCUGACACCCCUUCAGCAGAAAGUGGAGGUUGGCUGUCAAUCAGAAUAGAGCAGAGGCGGGAUUUCCCAAAUGUGUGCCAGUGCGAGAUCCAGAUGAGGAGAUAGGUUGUUUACCUCGUCCGCCCCCUCGCUGCAAACUUCACAUUACGAGAAGGACAAACAGGCAUUAUUUGAAUUCAGCGACUUAGCCAAGACAUACAUUGGUCUUUGGCCUAUAAUAGUAUUGUCCUUGUAAUAUAAUUUACAAUUGCACCAGCAUUGUAUUAAAUAGCCUGCAUAUAAUCCCUGACCACGUUUUGAGUCAGCGUUAUUAUUUUAACCAUCCAUAGAAAAAUAUAGAUUGAUUCUCUUGUUGAAUGUCAGUUGUCAGUUCGGUGUAUGUGUGGUAACAACAUGUCAGCGCCGCUUCCUGCCAUAGUCCCCGCUGCUCGGAAAGCCACUGCUGCGGUUAUAUUCCUGCAUGGACUUGGGGACACUGGACAUAGCUGGGCAGAGAUGUUUGCAGGGAUCCGAACAUCUCAUGUGAAAUACAUCUGCCCUCAUGCGCAGUAUAGGCGUAUCUUUACUAGAUACAUCCACCGUGGCAGCUCCUGGGGAAGGCCAAUAAUGCCUGUUACGUUAAAUAUGAACAUGGCCAUGCCUUCUUGGUUUGAUAUCAUUGGACUUAGCCCAGAUGCAGAAGAAGAUGAUUCUGGAAUCAAACAGGCAGCAGAAAACAUAAAGGCACUCAUAGACCAAGAAGUAAAGAACGGAAUUCCUUCUCACAGAAUUGUUUUGGGUGGAUUUUCACAGGGAGGUGCAUUGUCUCUGUACACAGCCUUGACAUCUCAACAGAGACUGGCAGGUGUGGUAGCACUAAGCUGCUGGCUUCCACUGCGUAGCUCUUUUCCACAGGCAGCAGCCAAUAGUGUGAACAAAGAAAUCAGCAUCCUGCAGUGCCAUGGGGAGGCUGACCCUCUGGUACCUUUAGUGUUUGGGUGUCUUACUGUUGAGAAGUUAAAAAGUAUUGUCUCUCCAGCUAAUAUCAACUUUAAGACAUAUCCAAGAAUGCCACACAGUUCCUGCCCUCAGGAAAUUAUGGAUAUCAAGCAGUUCAUUGAAAAGCAACUACCUCCAAUCAGUUAAUGACACAGCAGAAGCCUUUUGAUAAUGCACCAGCACCAGCGAUGGACUGACUCUGAAUUCUUCCACUUACCUGUGCCCCCACUCUCACCCCCAACUCGGCAAUACUCUAGAGACCUUGUUUUUACACUUGCUGUAUGUAGUGAUCAUGCAGUUAAAUUGUGAAAAUGGUUACUUUAUGGUCUUUACACUACAGUGUUACAGAGAGCAUAUUUAGGUGGUUUGUGCCUCAUGACAUUUGUUGUGGCUGUAACUGCUGGCUUUAAAAUAUAAAUGUUUUCUUCUUCUGGGUAAACAUUUUAUAUUUUGAUCACAAGCUGUACAGUAAGCUCAAUAUAACAUGUAUAGAUAUACAUUUUCAGUGUGAGGAACUAAUGGAACAGUAAAUGUAACAGGAGAACUGAAUUUUUUGUUUAACCCAUUACUAUUAACACUAAACUUUGUGUUCAAAUGAAAGAUGUUGACCUUUUCAGUCAGUUAAAAAAAAAUGUUUUGAAGUAAACAUACAAAACAAAAACAUUAAAUGUACAAUUAAAUGAAUACAAAUUAAUAGGCUUCUGCGUAUUUCUAAUGAGAAUGUGUACAACGUAAUUAAAUUGCUAUCACCCCUUUACUAAUA